GCUGGAAGCUUACAUAAAGACUGGAAGAAGGAAGCUUUUGCUCUUGCCGGCCUGCCGCACCUCACUAGCAAGUCCGUUUCUACUAUGGCACUUGGAUUCCAGAGUGUACUGAAAACCAGCUGAGACAUCCAGCCCUGUGGACUGAGCAGCUACGGGAGUCUCCAANCUGCCAUGCAUAGACAGCCUUUGUUGGACUAGCUAAACCAGAGCCUCCUGGACACCUGGUGAGCUGUAAGGAACACCUGUCAAGUCCUCUGCCUGACACCUAGACCCAGCAGCUGUCAUGGGCACCCCAGACAGAGAAUGCUUUGUUGAGAGUGUGGUUAACUACCUCCUGGAUGUGAUAAGCACAGAGGACCUGCGGCUCCUGCUGACAGAAGAGGAAACCUGGAAACACUUUGUGGCAGAAGUUGAUUUGUCCAGGAAAGAGGAAGAUUCCUUGAGUGAAGAUCUUGGUGAGCGUGUAGCUGAUACUGAUGUAGAAGAUGAAGAUGGUGAUGCAGAAGAUGAAGAUAGUGAUGCAGAAGAUGAAGAUAGAGAUAUAAAAGAUGAAAAUAGUAAUAGAGAAGAUGAAGGUAGUGAUACAGAAGAUGAAGAUAAUGAUAUAGAAGAUGAAGAUAGAAAUACAGAAGGUGAAGAUAGUGAUACGGAAGAUGAAGAGGAGAUCCAAAAUGAUCUGUGGCACAAGGAAAGGUUCUUGAAUGCAUAUCCUCGGGUGAAACUGGAGCUUGAGGAUCGCAUCAGGAAGCUCCACGCCCUGGCAGACAAGGUUGACAAGGUGCACAGGGACUGCACCAUCUCACAGGUGGUGGCCAGCUCCAGCAGUGCUGUGUCUGGAGUCCUGACCAUCCUUGGUCUGGCUCUGGCACCUGUGACAGCAGGAGUCAGUCUGGCAUUGUCAGCCACUGGCUUGGGGCUGGGGGCAGCAGCAGCUGUCACUAGUGUGUCCACAAGCAUUGUGGAAAAGGUAAGUGUGGUGUCUACUGAAGAUGAAGCCAGCAAGCUGGUGCAAACUAACAAAGACACAAUGAAGGUCCUGAAUGAAGUUUUGGGUCAGAGUGGCCCCAGACUUCUUUCUGUAUCUACAAAUACCAUCCAGAGAUUGCAAGGCAUUCAGAAAUGCAUUAAUGCCAUUCCGCUGGCCAAAGCCAACACUCGCCUAGCAAAUAAUGCCAAACGUCUCAUGACCACAGGGAAGAUAUCUGCCCGAAACACUAAACAGGUGCAGAAAGCCUUUGGAGGUACCACUCUGGCAAUGACCAAAGGAGUCCGAAUCAUGGGUGCAGCCACCACAGGUUUCUUCCUCUUGCUGGAUGUGAUCAGCCUUGUGAAAGACUCAAAGCAUUUGCAUGAGGGUGCUAAGUCAGAGUGUGCUGCAGAGCUGAGGAAGCAAGCUCAGGACCUGGAGCAGAAGUUACGGGAGCUCAAAGAGGUUCAUGACAGCCUGACUAAGUGACCUCUUCCUCUUCCAUGCAGCUCAGAUGACUGGGGAGGGAGUGUGCUGGACAGAGCCAUGAACACACGGGAGCCCCUGACUGUACCCCUUCACAGCAGUGCCUGCUCAAGGGAGAGGGCACGUUAAGAUACAGGAAGCCGGAACAGAGAUGGGACAAUCUCAUGACCUCUUACCAGACUCCAGCUCUUAGAUCCAUCAACCUCCCAACUAAGAACCAGCUUCCCAAGCUGGGGAGCACAUCCAUGUCCUGAUGAGCUACAGCAUGGCUGCUCCUGAGCUGUGCCCACUGCACUGCUCCCAUCUGAGGCUCACCAGCCUCACCACCCACUGAGCUGUCAAUCUUCCCACUGCUUUGUGAUUGGUGGCAACAGAGACCUUCUCAUCUUUUCUUCUUCUGCCUCAUUGUGUGUUUUUCCAAAUAUGUCUCAAUCUUACAAUCAGACUCUGGUUGUGAACGUCAUUUCCUGUUCUUGGUUUUGAGUUACAUGGGUGUUGUUGGUGAAAUGCUCAAGACUAGAAAGAGAGGAUGCUGGGAAUACCACCUGUCCAAUCAUCAUAAGUUCUUGGCCUUCCAUGCCACUGUGGAUGCUAAGGAAAGGAGAGGUGACAUUGUAUGACUGGUGAGUUCUUCUCUCUGCUACCAGACUCCAGGGAAAAUCACAAUCUUUAAUGCCUAUUGAUGUUUAAAAUCUGCUGUAAUUGGAUGAGAUCUGCCAAGAUGAACAAGAAGAGCUACACUUGGUCCAUAAUUUUCGUAGAAUAAAUUUGUGAAAAUUGACCUAGA
Mus caroli (Ryukyu mouse) is the source of this 2240-nucleotide messenger RNA. NCBI's taxonomy places the organism in Eukaryota, Metazoa, Chordata, Mammalia, Rodentia, Muridae. The record is from RefSeq and is a predicted model, not a curated record.